CCCAAAAAAGACUCAAGGAGUAACAAUGUAUGUGACCAGGCCUCUCUCUCAAUACAGAAAUAAUCCAGAAUCUCUCUUAUUACCACCUCAAGGUCCACAUUCAGGUUAUUUAGUAAUCCAAGAUGAAGAAUCUGAGACUUACUCUUGCUUCGGAUUGUGCAAAAACCGGAACCUUCUUGAUUUGCCGUUCCCUCAGAACAAAAUUUUAACUACUAUAUAUUCAACAGGUGGUGGAGAAACCCAACAGACUUAUUUACAUGAUGCUAUCUUUUUCCCUGUUUUGAAUCAACCUUUGUCCAGUAAUCGGUACUACGUGAUUGAGCCACAUGGAAAACGUAAAGGGAUGGCCCAUGCUUGUUCAAAGGAAGAAGACAAGACUACUUGCUGUUUCGGCAGAUAUAUUAAAGAUGUGAAGCCAAGACCAUUUGACUCUCAUGACAUAUAUCAGCAAUUUGAGAUUGCUAAUUAUGAAAGUGCAUGCAUUCAAAAGGGUUAUUUCAAUGCCAAAUCUGUAGCACAGGAGGCUUUCCCUCCUGACUUUCUAAGGAGAAAAGGAUGGCGAAUUAGCACCAAAACUCCUAAAAACUACACACUAGGUGAGGCUCUGGGGAUUGACUCUGCUCUUCGUGCACGCCUUCCUAGCUGGAACUUUCCAUUGUCCCACAAGAGUUCAAAAGCAGUCGUGGUAGGAAAAUGGUACAGCCCUUUCAUAUUCAUUAAAGAUGGAACGUCGACACCAAGAGAUCAAAUGGAAAAUUCAGUGUUUUAUGAGAUGACACUUCAGCAAAGAUGGGAGAAAAUAUUUGAGUGUGACUAUACUGAUCAGGGCAAUGUCGUAAUGGUAGAUGCUGUUGUUCCCAGAGAAUCUGUAUUGGUUGGAGGCAGGGAGGCUGUGUGGAAUAAUAAGAACGUGGUUGAUAACAUUAUAUGGUUUAAGAGUUUUGGGAGCCAAGUAGAAGAAGUAAGUGUAGGAUUGAGUUCAGAAAUUGUGGAGAGAAUGAAAUGGGAAGAAGAAAGAGUUGGAUGGGCUGGUGGGGAUGAAAGAGAAGUGAGGGUAAAUAGAGUGGAAGAGUUCAGAGGAGAUGCCGAAGGAUGGAAGAAGUUUGGAUGCUAUGUUUUGGUGGAGAGCUUUGUAUUGAAAAGAAUGGAUGGAAGUGUGGUCAUGACUUAUGAUUUUAAGCAUACUCAUCAAAUCAAAUGCAUGUGGGAGUAAAAUAUAUUUGGUUUCAUAAAUUUAUUUCUAGGGUUAAAGUUUUGGUUAUGUGUUGUGAAUUGGUGAAUUUUGUUAGUUUCUUCAUUUGAUGUGUAAGUGUUAAAGUGCAAGUGAUAUUUAGCUUAAAUUUGUAUAUUGUGCAGAACUGUUUGGUUGCAAUAUAAACUAUUUUAUAAUAGUAGUA
Daucus carota subsp. sativus is the source of this 1397-nucleotide messenger RNA. RefSeq lists its product as uncharacterized. NCBI's taxonomy places the organism in Eukaryota, Viridiplantae, Streptophyta, Magnoliopsida, Apiales, Apiaceae. The record is from RefSeq and is a predicted model, not a curated record. The transcript is spliced from 2 exons. Bases 26 to 1213 code for a protein of 395 amino acids.